AUGUCAUUUUUAAGAAAUUCUUUCUCGAUUAAGAAAACAAAACCCAGAAAACAUGUUUCAAGAAAUCCACAGAAAUUGCAAGCAGAAGAAAUGGCACGCGAAUUGGGAACUGUAUACGGUGUAAUUGAUGUGAAAAUUGCUGAUCAAAAAAUUAUUUUUGAUGCAGAAAAUGGAGAUUGGCAAACAGGAGGUGCAAUAUCCAGUGGUCAAUCUCAUGCAGCACAAAAGCUGAAAAAACAAACGGAAUUAUUACAAGAAGAAAACAACAUGUUGAAACUUAAAGUUGAAGUAUUACUAGACUUGGUAGCAGAAUCGGCUGCUGAAAUAUCUAGCACAAGAAAAUAG
This is a messenger RNA of Didymodactylos carnosus, 345 nucleotides long. Lineage: Eukaryota; Metazoa; Rotifera; Eurotatoria; Philodinida; Philodinidae. The record is from the annotation of a GenBank genome assembly.